UUUAUACACUUCCUGCCAACGUAAACGUCAAAACGUUCAUAACCAUAACCUCACUUUUAAACUGUCAGUGUUCAAAUUUCAAGUUCAAUCUGAAUAAAACAAAAAAGAUAUUUUAAAUAUAUGUGACUCAUUAAUAUUUAAUUUGUAUAUAAGUCUUGGCUGGACUUUACAUUUUCUACUGCAAAAUGUCGGAGGGUAAAAGUAGAGUUCCACCAGCAUUACAAAAAAUAUUGAAAUACGAUGCAUAUAUUACAAACGAGUUUCUUACAUGGGCUAACAAAAUCUUAGAUUUAGAUGCUUACAGAGUUCAUUGUAAAGCUUUAGAAAUUUCCUGCCAUGGAAUUCCAUGGUUUGCAUUUUGGAUUGCCUUUAGCUGGCUAUUUAAUAAUCCUAAUCUAGUCCAAAUGCAAGUAAACAUGCUUUUAGGUCUUACUACUGAUAUAAUACUAGUAGCAGUAGCCAAAGCUUACUUCAGGCGCAAGCGGCCACCAAAAAACAUCAAAGAUGAUCCUCUCGCCAAAUACGUGGACGUAUUUAGUUUUCCUUCAGGCCAUGCUAGUAGGGCUAUAUUUGUAGCAUACUUUUACACCAAACUAUGGCCUUUAAACUUUCUUUUAAUACCUUUUCUCUGGGUUUGGAGCAUAUCAGUUUCGGUCAGCAGGAUCUUAAUGAACAGACAUUACAUAAUGGAUGUUCUUGGCGGUGUUGUCUUAGGAAUCUUCAAUGGAUUACUGAUAGAUUUGUUGUGGGUUGAAGACAGCACUGCUAAGUGGUUGUUUAAUAUUAUUUCUGAUGAGAAGUUGGAUGGUGGGGAAUACCACGUUUAAACAACAUUGGUUGCAAUAAAAGUUGCAGGUCAUGUUUUCCUAGUUGUCAGCUCAAGAUAGUUUUGUUUAUUUGUAGGACAUGAAUAUUAGAGUGUAAGUUUUAUUAAUUCACACUAUAACCCUGUUUUUAAACUAGGCGGAAUAAACUCAACAGACAGAUUCAUACUGGAUUCAUACCCAAUAAUGUCACUAGAAAAAUCAGCAGAUUCAUUUUCUUUUUUGGUAUCAUGAUGGCCUUCGACAGUAAUCCAUAAAUAUUAUUUUAUACUAAUACGUCGCUAAAGAGUUCUAAAAACAACUGUUUUUUUUAUACAGUGAUGAGCGCGCUAAUUACCGGCAAAAUAGCUCAAAAGAUGGAAAACAUAACACAUUGCGAAACAAAAAGAGAUGAAACUAGUGGAGGUGGAAAUUAUCGUUAUAAACGUAUUAAUUAAGUAAUAUAUGUUUUCAUCAUUUAUGUUUAUACCUGUGUGAAUUUAUUAUGUUUCAUUAAUUAGAAAAUAAGAAAUAUUUGAAAGAAUUUUAAAAAAAUGUAUAGUAUUGUAUUUUUUCUUGGAAUAUUCUUUAUUUGUCUAGAAACUUUGGUGGAUGUUGAAAUAUUUGGCCUCGGAAGCUUUUUUUUUGUAAGCAUUUAUUAACAAUCAGAAUUACAUAUUCUAUGAGUUAAUUUGAUAACAAGUACAAUAACUUUAAUCUUCGCAAUCUUCUGUUGUUUAGUGGCUGCAGUAAUGGUAAUAUUAAUUGGUUGGGGUGGCCUUCUAAUUUCUCGUGGUGUCUGUUGGCUCUUUCUUGAAUUACUGUGCUGACUAACGUAUGUUUAGGUCUCUAUGAAGGGUUUGGUUGAAGAUGUACCACGGGGCAUUUGCGAUGGUGCGUAGAAUUUUUUAUUGAGUUCUUUGGAUAAUUUUUGUAAUUGAUUUGCUAGCACAACUCCAUAGUUCUAUGCCGUACGUCCAUAUAAGUUUGAUGACUGUUUUAUAAAUGAGCAGUUCUCAAUUGAGAGUCGAGAUUUUCGACCUAUAAGCCAAUUAAUUUCUUUCACUCUCAACUCAAUUUGUUUCUUUAUCUUUAAGAUGUGUUGCUUCCAGUUUAUUUAGAAUCAAGAUGAAGCCCCAGGUAUUUGACGAUAUUCUGUUGGGGUAUGUUGACUUGAUUAAGGCUAAUAUUUGGGCAUUGGUCUUUUCUUAGUGUGAAAGUUAUAUGUGUUGACUUAGUUUCAUUAGCUUUUAUCUUCCAUUUCUUUAACCACUGUACAAUUUGGUCUAGGUGUUCUUGAAGUUUUAAGACUGCAGCUGUUUAAUCCUCUUCAGUUGCAAAUAUUGCUGUGUCAUCAGCGAAAGUUUCAAUAGUGGUUUGUGGAAAGGUUGGUAAAUCGGAUGUGUACAGUACAUAAAGAAGUGGACCCAGUAUACUACCUUGUGGGACUCCUGAUUGAAUUUUGUUACGGUUUGAUAGUUCAUCCUCCACUUUAGUUUCAAAUUCUGUGAUUUGGAUAUGAUUUUAAUAAGUCAAAGUAUUUGUUGGGUAGAGAUUUUUGAUUUUAUAAAGUAAUCCUGGGUGCCAUACCUUAUCAAAUGCUUGGCUGAUGUCCAGAAAGGCUGCUGUGCAAUAUUGUUUAUUGUCCAAUGCUCUAUUAAUUACAUUUGAUAUGCGAUGGCAUUGUUGCACUGUAGAAUCAGCUUGUCGGAAUCCAAAUUGGUGUUUUGGGAUCCAGUUUUGGAAUUCGAAGCUUCUGAAACUCUCUGAAAAAGUUUCUUUUUAAAAUAGUCAAAUCAAGCAAUUUUAUUUUGAUUGUUUUCAAUCAAAAUAAGUCAUAAAACAAUAUCUUGGUUUCUUGCGAUUCGAAAUAAAUAAUUACCUAUUAUAAAAAUAUAUAGAUUUUCAUUAUUUGGCAACAAAACUUACUUGUAGAACAUUAAGGCUUUAAAAUAACUAAUUAUAGAUGACCAUUUUUUGUCAGAGAUGCCCAAAUAGACAACAGAGGAAAUAUUUUUAAUAAAUCAUCCCAAAUUUUGGCAUAUGCAGAUGACGUGGACCUAGUUGCCCGCACAACACGCAAACUAGAAGAAACGUAUACCACCUUCUCAAAUGCCUCAAAAAAGAUGGGCCUGAAAGUAAACGAGGAGAAAACUGAGUUGUUUAUUUCAGAAAGGGGUCAAGUGACAAAUACAACACUUUUUGACAAAUACUCCAGGUAGUUAGGUAGAAUUUUUAUUUUGAUAUAAAGUGAUUGUUUGUUGAAUGUAAACAGUAUGUAAACUUGAUUUUCUCAAAAGUAGAUACUUGUGACUUGACCGCUUUCUGAAAUAAACGAUUCAACUAAAAUGUUGGCAUCAACACCCAACAAUAGAGCCAGAAACAUCGGUCACCAAUUCACUGUUGAUAACUCUACCUUUGAAGUGGUGGACAAAUUCACAUACUUAGGCUCCCUGAUCACCAAACAGAACGUCAUGACGGAAGAAAUCAAGCGAAGGAUAAUCCUAGCGAGCAAAUGCUAUUUUGGACUGAGUAGACAUAUGAGAAGCAGAAACUUAAGCCAAAAAACAAAAAUAACCAUAUUUAUACAAAACCCUUAUACAACCAGUGUUGACAUAUGGAUCGGAGACAUGGACCAUGUCCAAGGCAGAUGAAAACCUUCUGCUUAUAUUUGAACGAAGAAUCCUGAGAGGAAUAUUCGGUGGCGUCUGUGAAAAUGGUAUUUGGGAGGAGGAGGUACAACUACAAGGUAUACCACAGAUAUAAACAUAUAUUUGGUCUUAAAGACGUAGUAUCUCUUAUAAGAAUAGGAAGACUAAGAUGGGCAGGACAUCUAGCAAGAUCACAGCAUAACAACCCUUCUAGAAGAAUCCUUAUGUCACAACCUGUGGGAAGUAGAAAUAGGGUUAGGCCAAAACUUAGAUGGAAGGAUGGUGUAGAUGAUGAUGGGAGAAAAAUAGGCGCAGCAAACUGGCAACGGUUGGCAAUGGAUAGGACUGACUGGCGUAAUAGACUUGGGAAGGUCGAGGCUCUUUCGUAGGGCUGUAGCACCAUUGAUGAUGAUGAUGAGAUGACCAUUUUGCAAAUUAUUUGGUAUUAUGUUGGUAGUAUUGAUUGAUGACGUCAUAUUCUUUCAGUACCCUGUCCGAUUAUCGAAUGUUUGCCAAUAAUAACUUUGUCUACGGUAGCUCGAAACAUAUUACAGGGUGUUUCUUGAUACCAUUCUCGAAAAUUUCGAACCCAGGAUGUCCUUCUUCGGUCUGGGCCUCUAUUUCCGGUGAUUUUGGUAUUAUCAGGUGUAGAAGCUUAUACCUUCUGGAUAUCUCAUUGUAUGCCUGAAAUAUUGUAACUUUCGAAUUUUUAUUAGUUUUGUUAUUCCUGUACCUACUCCUUUUCAUUUGAUGUAAUAAACUAUUUCACUUUGUUCCUUAGUGUCUCUUAUAAGGUUCCAGCUCUCCGUGCCAUGGCAUCAUAAAUUAAUAUUAUCUUUAUAUUAAGUGACCUGCAACUAUAUUAAAUAAAUUUUAUUUUACUAUCACUGUAAAUCAGAAUGUUUUGAUAUGUAUUUUAAGUUUUAGAAAAAGUUAGCGGUGUUGGGUAUGUUUUUUUAUUUAUAGAGCCCAAGAAAAAUGUUCAACAAUAUUGCUCCUAGCUUCCUUAUCAUACAUAAUACGUAUCUUAAUUUUGUUGGAAAAAGUGCAGAAAAGGCCAAGCUUGUACCUAUUGUGAUUUUAAAUAACAUAGUUUUCGCGUGAUAUUCAAAGCUAUAUCUAUAGCUAUAUAAGUUUUUUUUUAUUUUGCUCAUCAUGGAAGAAGAUUCAAAAAAAAUAUCUUCAAUUUUGUCAGUAGGGUGAAAAAAAAGGUUAGAGCAACUUCACAACACAUUCUCUUGGCAUAUAUAUGUUCUUUAUUUUACAAGUCAAUAUUCCCCAUCUUUUUUAAAAAUGGUGUUAUUUAACUUGAAGGAUUGCCAGGAUUAUGUUUAUAAACACAUAGGCUUUUAUAAAAGUUGUCCUAUUGUGUGACUACUUUUUAUUAUGAAUUUUUGCAUUAUUUAUCCCCUUUAUUUCCCCCAUAUUUUUUCCUGACUCGAACAUUAAUCUGUAUCAUUUACAUUUUUUAUUAUCAAACUGAUUUCAUUUAUAUACAUGAUAUUUCAAUCAUUUGAAAUAAAUACCUACGUAAUAUAUGUAAGUAUUACGAAAUCUAAUAUUUGUUUGUACUGAUAGUUUAAUUUCUGAUAUUUAUGUGAUUAAUCCUUGUAAUUAAUAUUAUUAUUAGCAUUAGUAUCAUUUUUCGUGUUAUCAAUCUUUGUGAUAUGUAAAUAAAGGUUUUUAAAAACAAUAA
Diabrotica virgifera virgifera (western corn rootworm) is the source of this 5150-nucleotide messenger RNA. Its product is annotated as polyisoprenoid diphosphate/phosphate phosphohydrolase PLPP6. NCBI's taxonomy places the organism in Eukaryota, Metazoa, Arthropoda, Insecta, Coleoptera, Chrysomelidae. Gene Ontology annotation, molecular function: sphingosine-1-phosphate phosphatase activity. The coding region runs from base 186 to 827 and encodes 213 amino acids. The transcript is spliced from 4 exons. The record is from RefSeq and is a predicted model, not a curated record.